Messenger RNA from Brassica napus (rape), 1429 nucleotides. RefSeq names its product agamous-like MADS-box protein AGL53. The transcript has a single exon. Gene Ontology annotation, biological process: positive regulation of transcription by RNA polymerase II. NCBI's taxonomy places the organism in Eukaryota, Viridiplantae, Streptophyta, Magnoliopsida, Brassicales, Brassicaceae. Gene Ontology annotation, molecular function: cis-regulatory region sequence-specific DNA binding; DNA-binding transcription factor activity, RNA polymerase II-specific; protein dimerization activity. The record is from RefSeq and is a predicted model, not a curated record. Bases 330 to 1190 code for a protein of 286 amino acids.
GACAACAUUAAUACAAGUCUGACCUCCACAACGUUAUCUCAAAUCGGUGCUUAAGGGAUACUUUGGCCAUUUUAUCGCAAACGAAUCUCACUAAGUUUAAUAAUCCCCAACGGCUACAUUAAAUGAAAAAUGGAAAUUAUCAAUUAUCUGAUCGUUUUUAUACUUUAAGAAUAGGAAAUUAUGGGAUCAAUUAUUAUACUUAGAAAAAAGGGAAAUAACCAAAAUCUAUAAAUAAACCCUAAUCCUUCGCUAAAAUCACUUGCACUUGUCUUUCUCUCUUCGUUACUCAAACUUCUCUUCUCUGUAUUUUGCAGCAAACAACAACAACAAUGGAUUCUUCUUCUUCGAGAAACAAGAAGGUCAAAUUGUCAGUGAGAAAGCAAACCCUUUUCAAGAAAUCAUCGACCAAUUUGUUGAUGAGACAGGAGACGAUUCUGAAAAAAGCUGGCGAGCUCUCCACUCUCUGCGGUAAUGAAAUUUGCGUUAUCCAUUAUGAUCGUGUCGGUAACCUCGUCAGAACUUGGCCCGAAGAUGAGUCCCAAGUCCAAGACAUUGCCCAAAGAUAUAGCCAACUCAGGGACGAAGAAAAACAAAAGAAGAGCACCAAUCUUUCAAAGUUCGUGAACAAGAAGAUGCACGACGAGAAGAAGAGAUCUCCAAUUGAAUUCUCACAGAAAGUGCAAGAUCUUGAAGGUUCCUUGGUAUAUAAGUUACAGCUAUUACGAGACAUGAUGCUUCAUGACGAUCAUCACGCCGAGCCAGAUCAGAGCAUUACGAAUCUUCUCAUGAAUGGUUCAACAAGUACCGAGCAAGACCUGAGUCGUGGUGAUGUUUACAACUCCACUGCAACCGGUUCUUUGAAUCAUCCGAGUAAAUAUUCAAUCUUUAUGUUUAACCAUGAAAACGCUACUUUAACACAAUUGCCUCACUCAAGCCUUGACCAAUCCUUGAUUCCCUCUUGUUACAACAAUCUCAAUGACAGUAGGACUUUGCUUGGGACACAAGGCUUCAACGACAACAGCAAUCUCAGUACUACGCAAGGCUUCUUCAACUUUGGCUAUGACAACAAUGCUUUACCUGGGGAACAAGUUAACUUUGGAUACUACAACAGUCUUCUUGGUACACAAGGGUUUGGUGGAUAUAACAACAAUCUCAACUAUACGCAAGGCUUCAACAAUCUUUGUACAUGAUGGUGUGAAGUUGUAUCAGCCUGACUUCACAUUCAAACUCUUAUUGAUCACAGCACAACUGCUUCAUCCUAUUAUUCCAUUGCGUAUUAAUCCUUGUGCUUAUGUUCUUAUGUAUACAUAUAUUCUUCAUUCAAGUCCAUUUUUCUGUAAUAUAUGAUGACUAAUCUCAUUACUCCUUUUGUUACACAAUUAUAAUAUAACUUUUAGGAUCACAUCGAAUUUUAUUUUCAUCCAACCAA